UUAAACUCCUCAGUCCCAUAGCUCUAUUGAGCACUAUGAAUCCCAUUUGCCGAAUUGAUAUUAACUUGCCCGAGUGCCAGAAAUGGAUGGAUGAUGUGUACAACAAAUGUCGAGAGAUCUUCAGCAGGGAAGUGGCUUCAUCAGCCUGGUGGCAGGACGAAACACCGGCCAUAUACAAAGAGAACAUACAAGCCAUGACCGCCAUUGAUUGUCACAAGUUGAAGCGUGAUCUGGCCAGAGAAGUGGCUGCCACAGGUCCAGGAUCCUCGGCCCCGACAGGCCCCCGCUCCUUUCUUUGGUGGCACAAGGUGAUGCUUGUCGUGGCGUAUCUUCUGGUCUUUGCUGCACUUGUCUUCCUGUAUCGAUGUGUCAAUGCCAGGUGUAGUAGACGUGAACAUGUGCGGGAACAUGGACAUGGACAUGGACAUGGACAAGGACAUGUGAAGAUCAAAGAGGGGGCAGUAGCUAUAGAGCCGGACGAGGCCCUUCGUCCCAUAUCUAGGCUAGAGCCAAAGGAGAAGAAGGAAAAAUCGAAGAAGCAUUGGUUGCGUCGCAAGUGUCGUCACGUGUUUGUUCACAGCGAAGCGGAGUUGCGUCGCCAGCAGGCCAAGCGGGAAAGGGAAGAACGAGUUCAUGAGGAGCACGUCAAACAUAAGAUCGAGAAGUGGACCCAUGCUCGGGAACUGGAGGAGCAGAAGCGACGGGACAAGAAGGAAAGAAGUAAAUCGCCGAGCGAAUGAAGGACAAGGCACACGUAUAUCACUUUAAUCUGCUCCAAAAAUACAGUCGUUCUAU
Messenger RNA from Drosophila persimilis, 795 nucleotides. RefSeq lists its product as uncharacterized. The record is from RefSeq and is a predicted model, not a curated record. The transcript has a single exon. NCBI's taxonomy places the organism in Eukaryota, Metazoa, Arthropoda, Insecta, Diptera, Drosophilidae. The coding region runs from base 36 to 740 and encodes 234 amino acids.